Messenger RNA from Telopea speciosissima, 3151 nucleotides. RefSeq names its product leucine-rich repeat receptor-like serine/threonine-protein kinase SKM1. Bases 108 to 3017 code for a protein of 969 amino acids. The record is from RefSeq and is a predicted model, not a curated record. Gene Ontology annotation, molecular function: protein kinase activity; ATP binding; protein binding. NCBI's taxonomy places the organism in Eukaryota, Viridiplantae, Streptophyta, Magnoliopsida, Proteales, Proteaceae. Gene Ontology annotation, biological process: protein phosphorylation. The transcript has 4 exons.
UCAGGAUUAGGUUUGGAGUUACAACAAGAUUUUCAACAUAGAUGAUAUAGUAUAGAACUCGAAGGUUAAAUCAACUUCGUGUGAGGUUUUGGAAGGCAGAGAAAGAGAUGGACAAAAGAGGAGGCCAAGCCUAUGUUCUACUUCUUGUUUUCUUACUCUUCAGCUCCAGCGUAGUACUGAAUGGAAAGGAACUCGAACUUCUUUUAUCAUUCAAAGCUUCUAUAAGCGAUCCAUUUCAGUUCCUCGCUGACUGGAAUUCGAAUUCCAGUUUCGCUUUCUGCAACUGGCACGGUAUCACAUGCGUCAAUUCUUCACAUGUUGUCUCAAUUGAACUCUCUGGAAAGAAUAUCUCCGGCAAACUCUCUCCGUCUCUUUUCCUCUUACCGUCCAUCGAAAGCAUCGAUCUGUCAAACAAUGAACUCUACGGACAAAUUCCGUUGGAAACCUUCUUUGGUUCCUCGCUUCGACACCUCAAUCUCAGCAACAACAACUUCACUUCUCUGGUUCUUCACGGCUCCAUCUCAGGCCUUGAGACGUUAGAUCUAUCGAACAACAUGCUCUCCGGUAAAAUCCCGGCGCAAAUCAAACUAUUUACGAGCCUAAAAGUUCUUGAUCUCGGUGGAAAUGUCUUGCAAGGAAGUAUUCCUACUUCCAUAGCGAACCUCAAAGAGUUGCAGUUUUUGACCUUAGCUUCGAACCAGUUGGUCGGUGAUAUUCCGCGGGAGUUGGGCCAAAUGAAGAGUCUGAAGUGGAUUUACUUGGGUUACAACAACCUCUCAGGUGAAAUACCAAAAGAAAUCGGUGAACUAACUUCUUUGAACCAUCUUGAUCUAGUCUACAACAAUCUCACAGGGGAAAUACCGUCGUCACUCGGAAACCUCACUGAUCUUCAGUAUCUCUUCCUUUAUAAGAACAGACUCACUGGCUCGAUUACUCGAUCGAUGUUUCAACUGAGGAAGCUGAUUUCGCUUGACCUAAGCGAUAAUUAUCUCUCUGGACAGAUCCCGGAGCUUAUAGGUCAGCUGCAAAACUUGGAGAUUCUUCAUCUUUUCUCCAACAACUUUACUGGAAGGAUUCCGGAAGCCGUGGCUUCGUUACCUCGUCUCCAAGUUGUCCAACUCUGGUCGAACAGAUUAUCUGGCGAGAUUCCAAAGAACCUCGGAAGAUGGAGCAAUCUCACUUUACUGGACCUUUCGACGAACAAACUCACUGGAAAAAUUCCAGAGAGUCUCUGCAAUUCCGGUCGUCUUUUUAAGCUUAUCCUCUUCUCCAACUUCCUUCGAGGCAAAAUCCCGGAGAGCUUAUGUCGAUGCAGAAGCUUACAGAGAAUCCGAAUACAGAAUAACCUCUUAUCCGGUGAAUUAUCUCCAGAGUUCACGAAACUGCCACUUGUCUACUUUCUUGAAAUCUCCGAUAACAGCUUCUCAGGCAGGAUCGAUCAGCAAAGGUGGGAUACGCCCUCUCUUCAGAUGCUGAGUUUGUCAAGGAACAAAUUCCUCGGAAAAUUGCCUGAGUCCUUCGGCAGCGAGAAGCUCGAGAAGUUGGACUUUUCGGCAAACAGCUUUUCAGGAAGUAUUCCCCGGUCUUUCGGCGACCUAUCGGAGCUUGUGGAGUUGAAGCUCAGCAAAAACCAACUCAACGGUUUCAUCCCCAACGAAUUAGCUUCAUGCAAGAAGCUGGUGAGUUUGGACCUCAGUGGAAAUCAGCUCAGCGGCCCAAUUCCGGUUUCUCUCUCCGAAAUGCCGGUUCUGGGUGCGCUCGACUUGUCGGAAAACAAGUUAUUCGGUGACAUUCCACCUACUUUAGGAACGGUGGAAUCGCUUCUUCAAGUGAACAUCUCUCAUAACCAUUUACACGGGAGGUUGCCAUCCACCGGAGCAUUUUUGGGUAUCAACUCGAGUGCCGUCGCCGGCAAUGAUCUCUGCGGAGGCGAAACUAUAAGUGGUUUACCGCCAUGCAGAACAGGAAAAAAGCCUGUAUGGUGGCUUCUCAUCACUUCGUUUUUAGUUGUUUUGGUUGUGCUCGCGCUUUCGCUUUCUGUCGUGACGUUCAUGCGGCGUAGGAGUGGAGCGCAGCUCAAAAAGGUUGACCAUGAGGAUGGGACAUGGGAGUUGCAGUUCUUCGAUUCAAGCGUCUCAAAUGCCAUCACGAUCGAUGAUAUCUUACUGUGUAUGAAGGAAGAGAAUGUAGUCUCCAAAGGAAGUGAAGGAACGUCGUACAGAGGGAAAUCUUCCGUUCACGACGUACAGUUUAUUGUUAUGGAAAUAAAUGAUAAAUCUGUGCCAUCAACUUUCUGGGUUGAAAUGACGGAGCUGGGAAAGCUUCGACAUCCAAAUAUUGUUAAAUUAACAGGGAUCUGCAGGUCGGAGAAGGGUGGAUUUCUCAUUUACGAGUUCGUGGAAGGAAAGAGCUUGAGAGACGUUCUUGGUGGUUUAAGCUGGGAGCGUCGAAAGACAAUGGCGAUUCGGAUCGUAAAAGCUCUUCAGUUUCUACACCAUCGUUUGCCGAGUUUUCUAAUCGGAGACCUCUCGCCGGAGAAAAUAAUCGUUGACGGGAAAGAAGAGCCUCGCCUACAACCCUGCCUUCCUGGUUUCGUCCGUAGUGACUGCAAGAGCUUUCCGUCGUCAGGCUACAUUGCACCAGAGAUAAGGGAGAAAAAGGAUAUCACCGAGAAGAGUGAAAAGGGUGACAUAUACAGUUACGGUGUACUUCUGAUCGAAAUCCUAACUGGCAAAGGCCCAGCGGACACGGAGCUCGGCGUAUACGAUGGCAUCGUUGAGUGGGCCCGUUACUGCUACUCGGAUUGUCACCUCGACACUUGGAUUGAUCCUGCAAUCAAAGGAUUCGACUCCAAGUUUCAGAAUGAGGUCGUUGAGACGAUGAAUCUAGCCUUGCAAUGCACCGCCACAGACCCAGCAGCAAGACCUUGUGCGACCGAUGCAUUGAAGAUCCUACUAGACUGCGCCAUCAGGUCAAGUUCUUGCAUAUCAGGGCUGAAAUUCUCAGCUAGUAUAUAGUUUCGAUUUUCUGUUUUCUUAAAUUCUUUUUUUUUUUUUUUUAUUUUUAACCCUCAUAAACUAUUAGGUUUUUUUUUUUUUGGGUAGGAAAACUAUAAGGUCUUACAUGAGUGUUACUAAUGUUUUGUUUGUUA